Messenger RNA from Scylla paramamosain (green mud crab), 894 nucleotides. RefSeq lists its product as uncharacterized. Lineage: Eukaryota; Metazoa; Arthropoda; Malacostraca; Decapoda; Portunidae. The transcript has 2 exons. The record is from RefSeq and is a predicted model, not a curated record. The coding region runs from base 259 to 660 and encodes 133 amino acids.
UUUAUCAGUGCCCUUGUGGUUACACCUGAGCCCUGGGGGAAGGCUUCUCACAUCACCGUCAACCCUGUGGUACCUUCCCGAUUCCUUCCUUUUCCCCCGCCCCUCGCCACACCCCGCCUCCCACAAGGGCGUGUCUUUGCCCCACCCUUAGUGACGUCACCGCCGCUCCACAAUAUAAGGCGGAGGCUGCCGUACUCUGCACCACAAGAUUGCACACCGUCUGUCUGUACCGCGCCGCCUCUCCGCUCACCCUCAGUCAUGAACUCUCUGGUGGUGGUCCUGGCCCUUGCCGCCUGUGCAUCGGCCGCUAUCAUUCCUGCGCCCAUCGCCUUCCGCACUCCUUCCCACGACUCUGCCAUCAUCCAGAGCCACCGUCUUGGCGGCAACUUCGCCUACUCCACCCACGAGGCUCAUGCUUACGGCGUGCAGACCCCCAUCAUCGGCACCCGCACCGUGCCCGUCGGUGUCUCCUACGUGCCUGGCACCCCCAUCGUUAAGACCUCCACUCACUUGGUGACCCAUAAGAUCCCCCAGGUGGUCUCCUAUGGCGCUCCCUUCCACUACCCAUACGCCCUUGGCCCGGUCGUCGCCGCCGCCCCCGCCGCUGAUGCCGCCGUCGACACCACCGCCGCCGAGAAGCCCGCUGUCGUCUCCGCCUAAGCUUAGACCACCUGCCUCCAGACCUCGACCUAUGGAUUAAGACCGUAUUGUAGACACUGCUUCCUUUCAUUUCUUUCUUUCAUCCGCUCGUUCCUGGCGUGGGCGUAAUGCGGCGUGGGCGCUUAGGCGUGGGCGUCCCGGCGCCAUAGCGCGGCGACAGAGCCCUUAGGGUUGGUCGCCGCGCCGUGUACAGCUACGGUGUACAGACUUGUGAAUAAAUCUUGUUUAACCUAA